Messenger RNA from Magallana angulata, 3739 nucleotides. RefSeq lists its product as uncharacterized. The transcript has 15 exons. Gene Ontology annotation, cellular component: fibrillar center. The record is from RefSeq and is a predicted model, not a curated record. Gene Ontology annotation, biological process: transcription by RNA polymerase I. NCBI's taxonomy places the organism in Eukaryota, Metazoa, Mollusca, Bivalvia, Ostreida, Ostreidae. The coding region runs from base 144 to 3188 and encodes 1014 amino acids. Gene Ontology annotation, molecular function: RNA polymerase I core promoter sequence-specific DNA binding.
AAUCCCAUGUCCAUGCAAUAUAUUUAUAUUAUUUCUAGUUCUCGUCCCUUUUACUUUCAGCAUGUUAAUGCUUUUAGAUAUAGACGACAUGUGUUUUAGCAGUUUGAUGAUGUGUUUUUAAACUGAGCAUUAUUUUAACCGUCAUGGAUAUUUUCCCUGCAAAAUGUUUUCCAUUCAGAUAUCAUAAAGAAAAUGCACUAAUGCAUUAUUUUGGGGGAUUAGGCAGUAUCAGAAAUAUUGAAGUAGCUGAUUCGUAUGUGCAGGAAAGAAAGCUAUCACCUCAGCAUGUUCCAUUUGAAUCAGAAUGGUAUUGUGCUACAAGACCAGCUCUGCCUGUCGGUAACUGCCCAGCGAAAGUUCCAUACCCAUUUGAAGACAGGGUGUUUCACAAAACUGAAUUGCAGAGCCAUAAAGUUGAAGCAUUUUGUAACAAAUUGAAAGUUAUGAAAGCAAACUUAAAGAAGCCUAGGAAUACAACCAUGCAGACACAAUUUGAAAAUGUAUUAAAAGGACUAGAGGCUCUAAACUGCACACAAGCAGAGAAUCCAGAGUUUGAAGGUAUUGAUGUUCCUCCAUGGCUUGGAGAACUGGUGAAACAGUACGGAAAAGUCAAGGACAUUCCUGGUGUUCUGAGAUACAACUCCAGGUACACAGGAGGGUGCAUAACAAAAGUGGGUACCAAGACAACAAAUGGAACACAAAUGCUCAUAUCUCCCGCAGAUCACAAUUUUAACUCAUUGGCUUUCCUUGAACUUAGCACAACUCCUGAAGUAAACGUAGCUAAGAAGUCGACCAUUGAGCUUGGUUAUGAAAUAUACCAGCUUAGGUCUGCACAAUGUAGAAAUCAAGAUUACUGUGUGGCAAGAGGAGAGAAUGUCUGUGAAGUGUUUACAAAUCAGGAAACCUCAGAUGGAUUUUCCUACUCUCUGAACUCUAUCGGAAAAGAAUACUUCCCUGAUGAACACUUAACAUCUGUCGAUUUGAGUGUGUAUAUUCCAUCUGAGUGUUUGGUUGCCUCUAAUCAGGGAAACAUUUACCUGUGGUCUCCAGGGAUGAGUAAAUCUCCUGUCCAGAAGAAUAUGGAGACCCGAUUUCUUUCCCACGAGUCUUGGCGACAGGCUCUAUUUGGCUCUCACCCUCGUCACGUCAUCAUAGCAGAUUCCACAGCAGUGCAGAUCACUGAUACGAGGAUGCGGUCUUCUACUUGUGUUGACCUUUUUGCAAUUCCCAGUAAACUCUUCCACACUAAGGAGAGGCUUUGUUUGGUGGAGAAACACCCAUCUUCCCAUCAUGCCUACCUGAUUGCUUCUGAUACCACCUUGUUACUGAUGGAUGACCGAUUCCCAGGAUGUCCAAUGCUUGAGUGGAAACACAUGCUCAGGAAACCCCCACAGGUUGCCUCCUCAGUUGUCAUGGAUACAGAUAGUAUUUUGGUUGCUAUGGGAAGCCUGUAUCCUGCAGAUGUUUUUGCGUUCCAAUAUAGAUACGGUCACCCAGGGCUUCCCCAGUCUCUUGGCUCUCCUUGGAGGUUCUCUCAUUUUGGAGACUUCACAGAAUUACCAGGGCUGUGUAAUCCCCUCCAUAAGUUUGCCUCUGACAUGAGAUUUGACGUUUCUCUAGCAGGAAUCUCACUCAUAGACACACCCUCUGGCUUCAUCUUGGUGCAGAUGGACAGUUUAGGAGAACUGUACUUUCAAGAAUUUGAAAAGUCAACUGAAUCCAGGGAAGUAGGAUUUUCUUCAGGCCCCUCAUCCAGAGAGGAGACUUUGGAUAAGUUCACAGUGGAGCGAGCAAAGAAAUGGACAGAGGAACUUCAUGAUUAUAUCAACAGCUGUAAAAAGUCAAUGAAGGAGGUCAACGUCACCGAUAUAUUCUCUGAAAUCUCCUUGAACUGCCCCGGUCACGUAUCCUGUUCCCUCUGUAUGCUGGACACGUGUGAUCUACAGAUGACAGAUUCGACACAGGCCCUGUGUUAUUCAUGUCUACAUCUCAUCUCAGAAGCUAGGGAAAUCGCAGACGCUAAGAUGAAUAACAUUGUGCAGAGUGCUGACUUCAUGGAGUCUGACAGAACAGAGGAUGAUGGGAAGGCUGAAGAAGAAACAUGUUCUCUGGGGGAGAUCCUGGUCCUCCAGUGGAACGAUGACUCUGAUGAGGACACAGAGGAAUAUGAGGAGAAGUUCAGGGAACUCCUAUUAAAAAGGAAUGAAGUGGUUAAAGAAAGAAGGAGAUCAAUGAAGAAAAUACCGUCUAAGACUCUACAGCGUGAGGUAUCAACACUGGUGGAGGGUCACAUUUCUCCACCCUUGUCUCCCCUUGAUGAAGCUGAUCAUGUACCUGAUGACAAAGAGUUGCAGGAUUUAAUAACAAAGUACACAGGAGUGACUGAAUUCAAUACAGACAGACCUUUGCAAGCAGAUGGUGCUUCUCAGUCUGCUACUGCAGAAGACGGGGAACAGAAUCCCAGUGAAAUAAGUAAUCAAGAACGAGACACAGUGUCAAAGAGAGCAGAUACAACAGAAGCUCUCUCAGAUUGGGAAGGAAAGAGGACAAACUUAACAAAUGAGCAGGAAAGUGAUAAGUCUAAUACUUUCAUUAGUCAGGUCGAGCGAGAUUAUCCAUUUAUGAAAAAUUCGCCAAGGAAGAGAAAGAUCAAUUCACAAAUAUCUGAUCGGAUGUCCAAUCUGAGUUCAAUAUCCCUAUGGUCUGACGGUUUUCUGUCCACUCCACAGAGGAUGUUAUCUCUUCAUUCUCCUGCAAAAAACAAAAUCCACGGAGGCGAAACAAGUGAAAAAGACACUCAAGAUAGCAGGGAAGUUCAAACACAAGACAUGAGUGGUUCAUUUAUACUUCCAAUUGUUCCUUUAACGUCAAGAACUAGACCUUCUUCUGCCUCAAGUGUGUGUAGCAGACGGUCAGUAAACUCUCACACCUCUGUUCAGUCGGAGGGAUUUAGAUCCACCCCCUCCCGCAUGCACAUUCUCCACUCUCCUGCCAAGUUGUCUAGAGUUCUCCCUCCUGAACCGAGUAGUGCUAGGUCAAGUUUGUCAGACUUGUUUGACUCCAGUAUUAAGGCAUUUGACCUUCUACGCAGCCCAAUGACGGAGAGUCCUGGCUCUCAUCCCACCAACAGUCAGACAGACAAUCAGGGCCGGAAAAAGGUCAAGAAACAGCUCCUGUCUGGUUUCUGACUCUCCCUACAUUUUUUUCAGCAAUUUUGUCUUAUUUAAUAUGGUUACUUUUUACAAGUACUAUUUUAUACUGAUCUUACUGAUAACAACAUUUUAAUAAAGAAUAUUUACAAUAUUUAAGUUUAUGAUGGUAAUACUUGUAGAGGUUUUUAACUCAGCAACCAGGUGUGGUUAACAGAGUGUGCUCUAUUAUGUUGGAAGAUAUCAGCUGAUUGAAUAUUUGUUUUUAUCAUGAUGUUUAAAGUUGGUGGUACAAUUGCAAUAUUCAAUGAAUAGAAAUGUGAAAUCUCACAAACUAGGUACAAAAUACUAGUCUUGGGCCACACCAAUAUAAUUUCUUGUUUGUCAUACCCCGUGCUCGUAUAUUAAUAAAACUGUACAAAUAAUAUAAUUAUUAAUUUCCUGCAUCUAAUAUUUUCUGUGCUGUUUCCUGUUCUAUUUCCACUCUAUUUUUUGUAUUUCAAAUAGUCUGAAUUUAGAAAUCAGAAACAAAUAGAAAAAAUAUAACCGUCCACACAAAUUUAUUUAUGUACUGUCUAAAAAUUUUGCCU